AUGGUCCAAGAGGUAAUGCGUCUCCCGCCUCUGCGGAAUCUCCGCGUCACCAACCCCAACCAGGCUUCAAAGAAUCCGUGCAUCGGUGUGAUGGCGACACUGUUAAGUUGCUGGGCCUCUCAAGGAUAUGCUGUGGAGGGGUGUGGAAAGAUUGAAGAGCAGUUGAGAAGCUGCAUGGAUGCUAAGGUGGAUGACUUUCCUAGCACCCCAAAUCUGUGGGAGAGCGUGGGCUGA
Messenger RNA from Morchella sextelata, 234 nucleotides. RefSeq lists its product as uncharacterized. Gene Ontology annotation, biological process: mitochondrial translation. Lineage: Eukaryota; Fungi; Ascomycota; Pezizomycetes; Pezizales; Morchellaceae. The record is from RefSeq and is a predicted model, not a curated record. Bases 1 to 234 code for a protein of 77 amino acids. Gene Ontology annotation, molecular function: structural constituent of ribosome. The transcript is spliced from 2 exons. Gene Ontology annotation, cellular component: mitochondrial small ribosomal subunit.